CCGUGUCCACGUGACAUGGCGUCACGAAAGUGGGCGGCCCUGAAGGUGCUGCUCAGCCCCCGCCGCUGCGACCUCCACCCACAUCUCCCGUGUUUGCACACACUCGUUUGCAGGUCGCAGUCUCGGUGUUCAGCAGCAGGAAUCAUGCUUCGCGCUGUGCUUUUUCGGAGCCUUCCAACACUAAGACGACUGCCGGUCUGUCACUACUCUGCAGCCGCCAUCCCAGCACCCAGCACCCAGCCGGAGGUCCACUACAACAAGCUCUUUAUCAACAAUGAGUGGCAGGAUGCAGUGAGUGGGAAAACGUUUCCUACGAUAAAUCCGGCAACUGGUGAAGUCAUCUGUCAGGUUGCAGAAGCCGAUGAGGCAGAUGUGGAGAAGGCAGUGAAAGCAGCGGGUAAUGCCUUCAGGUUGGGAUCACCAUGGCGACGGAUGGACGCCUCUCAUCGUGGCUUGCUGCUGAACAGAUUGGCUGAUGCUAUAGAGAGAGAUGCUGCCUACCUCGCUGAGCUUGAGACCCUUGACAAUGGGAAGCCCUAUGCUGUUGCCUAUGCAGUGGAUCUGCCCACAGUAGUGAAAUGUCUCAGAUAUUAUGCAGGCUGGGCCGACAAAUGGGAGGGAAAGACCAUCCCCAUCGAUGGAGAUUAUUUCUGCUACACUAGACAUGAACCCAUUGGAGUCUGUGGACAGAUCAUACCGUGGAACUUCCCUCUGCUGAUGCAGGCGUGGAAACUUGGCCCUGCCCUGGCAACUGGUAACACUGUGGUGAUGAAGGUCGCAGAGCAGACGCCGCUCACUGCGCUUUAUGUAGCCAGCCUAAUCAAAGAGGUGGGUUUUCCUGAAGGUGUUGUGAAUAUCCUGCCUGGCAUGGGACCAACAGCUGGUGCUGCCAUUGCAAGGCACAUGGAUGUCGACAAGGUGGCUUUUACUGGAUCCACAGAGGUGGGUCAUCUAAUCCAACAGGCUUCAGGCAGCAGCAACCUGAAGAAAGUCACUUUGGAGCUGGGAGGAAAGAGCCCCAACAUCAUCCUGUCUGAUGCUGACAUGGAGUACGCUGUGGAGCAGUCCCAUUUUGCUCUGUUUUUCAACCAAGGCCAGUGUUGCUGUGCUGGCUCUCGGACGUAUGUCCAAGCUGAUGUCUACGAUGAGUUUGUGGAGCGCAGUGUGGCGCGAGCCAAGAAACGAGUUGUAGGAGAUCCUUUUGACCUUAAGACAGAGCAGGGACCUCAGAUAGAUCAGGAGCAAUUCAACAAGAUUCUGGGAUACAUCAGCAGUGGCAAGAGAGAAGGAGCCAAGCUGAUGUGUGGAGGAGGAAUAGCUGCAGACAGAGGAUACUUCAUCCAGCCUACUGUGUUUGGAGAUGUCCAGGACAACAUGACCAUUGCCAGAGAGGAGAUUUUUGGUCCAGUGAUGCAAAUCUUCAAGUUUAAAACCCUCGAGGAGGUAGUGACAAGAGCCAAUGACACAAAAUAUGGGCUUGCAGCCGCCGUGUUUACUAAGGACAUCGAUAAAGCCAACUAUGUGUCCAGUGGACUUCGUGCUGGCACAGUCUGGAUUAAUUGCUACGACGUGUUUGGGGCUCAGGCUCCGUUUGGAGGCUACAAGGCUUCAGGUGUCGGCAGAGAGCUGGGCCAGUACGGCUUGGACAACUACACAGAAGUUAAAACGGUGACCAUCAAGGUACCGCAAAAGAAUUCUUAGACGUGUGCAGUGAGACGGGACGACAGCUGACUGAAAAAGAUGCUGAGAAGAUGUCAGACGGAGAAACUGCCCUCUGUUACACAAACAGUACAAACCUGCUGAAGCGAGGUGGAAUCUGCGCUGUGGAUUCAAAAAAUCAUCUCCCCACUUAAAAGUUGAUCUGAGUGAAAUAUGUUAGUGAAUGAAAUCACCAAACUCGAUUACAGUAUUCAGUCAUGGCUAAGAUCAAAUACUAGAAUGUAAUCAGAAUUUCAUCGUAUUACUGCAAUUGUAUGUAGAGACCAGUCUGUGGACUUGCCUCUCAUUUUUCAUAAUAAAUUGAUUUGAGUCGC
Messenger RNA from Pelmatolapia mariae (spotted tilapia), 2033 nucleotides. RefSeq names its product aldehyde dehydrogenase, mitochondrial-like. The transcript is spliced from 13 exons. Lineage: Eukaryota; Metazoa; Chordata; Actinopteri; Cichliformes; Cichlidae. The record is from RefSeq and is a predicted model, not a curated record. The coding region runs from base 16 to 1701 and encodes 561 amino acids. Gene Ontology annotation, molecular function: aldehyde dehydrogenase (NAD+) activity.